ACCCGACACCACCCUCAGUCUGGAUUAGCUCAGCUCCCUGACAGAUGCUUUGAUCGGCUUUUUAAAAAUUGAUGCCUGAAGCGGCUGGGCCACCAUGCUAAUCGAUUCGAAGAUCUGUUAGUCGGAAAGGAUGUUAGUUUCGUGAAACAAUGAAUUGAGGACAGUUCACUUGGAUAAUUAAUUAUUUUGGUACUCAUUUUGUCCAAUAUUAAAAUUAUUUUCACAACGCGCACACUCAAUUCAUUAUGUGUGUAUCAUACAUACCUUCCAAUUUGCAUCUCAGUUUUUCCUUUGGUACCUCAGUAGAAAUACAUGCGAAAAUGAAUUUCAUUGAAUGGAAGAUUUCUCUCCCCUUUCAUUAACUGAUAUAUGCUUAGAUUUUUUGAGAGUGAACUUGGAUAAAUUUUGUAGGGAGAGGACAGAUGGCUCAUUCUGUCUCAAGGAAGCUGUGGUGUUUCCACAAGAACUGGCAGAUCGUCUGCUGCAAAAAAUGUCAUUGAAUGGUGUGCUUAAUGAAAAGACUGUGGGUAUCUUCCGCAGGAAUGAUCUGCUGCGCUUGAAACGUGCUUGUAUUCGAAAUGCUAAACUAUCAGCAGUUGCAUUCAGGAAAGCAUUCUGUCAUCACAAGCUUAUUGAUCUGGAUGCUUCUGGUGUAAAUGCAGACAUCACGAUAACUGACAUUGUAAAUGCACUGGUCACAAACAAAUGGAAUCAACAGUACCUGCAGUGUCUUAUGUUGAAUUCGUUAACAUUGUCUCUGGAAGAUCCGUAUGAGCGAUGCUUCAGCCAGUUAACUGGCCUGCGUGUUUUAAGUGUGACCAACGUUCUCUUCUAUAAUGAGGAUCUUGGAGAUGUUGCCUCUCUUCCAAGGUUAGAAAGUUUAGACAUUUCAAAUACUUCUGUUACAGACAUCACAUCACUUCUGACCUGUAAAGAUAGGCUAAAAUCCUUGACCAUGCACCACCUGAAAUGUCUGAAGAUGACAACUACACAGAUUUUGGAAAUUAUUAAGGAACUGGCACUGCUGCAACAUCUAGACAUUUCUGAUGAUAAGCAGUUUACCUCUGACAUUGCACUUCGUUUGCUAGAACUGCCUGGCAUACUACCUAAUCUCCGAUCCUUGGAUAUUUCUGGCAGGAAGCACAUCACCGAUAAAGCUGUUCAGGCAUUUGUCCAGCAUCGGCCUACAAUGCAAUUCAUGGGCUUACUGGCAACUGAUGCUGGGUAUUCUGACUUUCUUUCUGGAGAAGGGAGCUUAAAGGUAUCAGGAGAAGCAAAUGAAGUACAGAUUUCUGAAGCUCUUCGUCGAUACAGUGAAAGAGCCUUUUUUGUAAGAGAAGCAUUAUUUCAUCUUUUCAGUCUGACACACAGUAUGGAAAAACCACAGCCGGAACUACUGAAGCUUGUGGUCAUUGGAAUGAAAAACCAUUCCACAAACCUGCCAGUUCAGCUAGCUGCUAGCGCAUGUGUAUUCAAUUUGACAAAACAGGAUUUAGCAGGUGGAAUGCCUGUGCGCCUUUUGACAGAAGUGACUCGUCUCUUACUGAAAGCCAUGGAACACUUUCCCAACCAUCAACAGCUUCAGAAGAAUUGUCUGUUGUCCCUUUGCAGUGACCGUAUCCUCCAAGAUGUCCCAUUUAACAGGUUUGAGGCUGCCAAAUUAGUAAUGCAAUGGCUUUGUAACCAUGAAGAUCAGAACAUGCAAAGGAUGGCAGUGGCUAUUAUCUCUAUUUUGGCAGCAAAGCUUUCUACAGAACAAACUGCUCAACUUGGAACAGAGCUCUUCAUUGUUAAGAAACUGCUGCAUAUAGUAGAGCAGAAGACAACCCUGUCACUGGUUGAUACAACUUUAAAGUUUACGCUAAGCGCACUUUGGAACUUGACUGAUGAAUCUCCGACCACCUGCAAGCACUUUAUAGAAAAUCAGGGCUUAGAAUUAUUUAUGAAAGUACUAGAGUCCUUUCCGGGUGAGCCAUCCAUUCAGCAGAAAGUUCUGGGUUUGUUGAACAACAUUGCAGAAGUGAAAGAACUCCACCCUCAGCUGAUGAAGAAGAACUUUAUUGAGCAUAUCAGUGUUUUACUGCACAAUAAAGAAGUGGAAGUCAGUUACUUUGCCGCAGGAAUAAUUGCUCACUUGAUAUCCCGUGGGCUGCAUAUCUGGACACUAGAUCUUGACCUUCGAGCUUCUCUUCUGGAGCAGCUGCAUUCUGUCAUUCUAAAUUGGCCAACUCCAGAUUGUGAAAUGGUAGCUUAUAGGUCAUUCAGUCCCUUUUUUCCAUUGUUGGAGUGCUCUGAUACACCAGGAGUACAGAUUUGGGCUGUCUGGGCAAUGCAACAUGUCUGUAGCAAAAAUGCUCCCAGGUACUGUAGCAUGCUAAUUGAAGAGAGCGGAAUGCAAAAAUUGUACAGCAUUAAGGAACACCCCCAAGUUUCACCAGAUGUUCUGCGUAUUGUUAAUAGCAUUAUUGAAACUUUGGAAAAGUAUAUCAUGCGCCACGGGAAAUUGGUCUCCAGCCAGAAAAAGCCACAAACUAAGCACAGUAUGGUCUAAGCAGAAGUUUUGGACAGAUUGUAUGAGUGGAGGAUGUUCAGCGCGUAACCUUUUUUAUUUUCUGAAGACUAUGAAGAGAAUUUCCUUGAUUGAAACUGUCUGCUGUUAAACAUUUCUAUAAGCUAUUCUAAGUGCAGGAAGAAUUUAUCACAGUGGAGUGUUGGUGUAGUCUGUGGUAUUGUCUUGUUCUACCAGAAGCAGCUGAUGCUUGAAUAAGUGCUGCUGAUGAAAUGUUUACUUAAUCUGGAUGUCACUCAUAUACCUUCUUUGCAAAGAAUAAAUCCAUGUUUAGAACAGCUGAACUGUGAUUAGCUUAAAUGUAUUUGAUCCCCACUUACUUUUAAAAAUAUUUUGUAUGAAAUGUUGAUGACUCCUUCAGGGGAAAUUGGCAUUUGAAAUUGCCAAUUUGUAUUAAUGCUUGUUUUGUUCGUCUUAUUGCUUGUACAGAUAAAUGUAUCAUUGGUUUUAAGAUUUUCGGCUCAGAGGGACUCUUGCCAUCAAUACCUCAUAUUUUAAAAACCAUUCUAUUAAAAGAAUUGAUUUUG
Molecule: messenger RNA, 3096 nt
Organism: Chiloscyllium plagiosum (whitespotted bambooshark)
Lineage: Eukaryota; Metazoa; Chordata; Chondrichthyes; Orectolobiformes; Hemiscylliidae
Gene: zyg11
Product: zyg-11 family member, cell cycle regulator
Cellular component (GO): Cul2-RING ubiquitin ligase complex
Molecular function (GO): protein binding
Source: RefSeq, a predicted model, not a curated record